UUUUGUCAAGCAACAUUUGUCUCAAACAAACGGAAAUUCAAAAAGCAUGCUUUUCGUCUAAACUAAAAACCCCAACAUUAUUUUUCAAGCAUUUUUCGCCUUGCUGCUUUAUCUAAAUUUGCUUGCCAUCCCCAAAUAUGUCUCAAACUCCCUGUGGAAAAUGCACGGCAUGUCCGUGCUCGACUGCGUCGAAAAAGGAUAAUCGUGCGGCCGAGCAGCAAAGACCGCCGCCCAAAAUUGACUGCCAGUGUGCCACUCGCCGCCAACAAUCGCCCACAGCGCCAGUUCAAGCGCCACUGGCUGAUACCAUCACCUGCGUGCGACCAAAACCGGAGCCAGUGCGUCAAGUGCCGAUGGAAGAGCGCUGCACAUGCCGCAUAAAGCCGGAUCCGGUGCAGUGUGAAUGCCCGGCACCAGCUCAACCACCCGAACGCACUGCGCAGGAGGUAAGAGCAGCUGCAGCUCCUCCGACACAUCAGCAGGUUAUAUGCGGGCAACAGCCACAAUCGCAAUAUCAUCAGCCGCCGCAGUACACGCCAGUGGCAGCAGCACAGUGCGGACACUGUCGAGCUCAGAAGAAGAAAAAGAAGUGCAUCAUACAGUGAAGAGAGAAACGUGGCAGUUUCAAUCCACAAAUAGGUUCUACAGCUAUGCAAGUUCGCAGCAGCUAGUGGAAAGGGAAAUUACAACACAGGUUCCACUGUUAGAUGAAGCAACAGCGUCCACAAUAAACGGCAGCCACACGUAUUGGUAUUGUGGACUCUGGAAGCAUAGCAGGCUUUUUCUAGGAUGGCAAGUCACAACAAAAAAACAUUUUAAAUCUGUUAGCAUUGAACUUCUCGGAAUGAAAUAGUAUCCAAAAAAAAUUUAAUAAAAAAUGAAUUACUGAAUUUCUGAACUCGACAAAAUUCAAGUGUUCUCUAUUUCAAUCCGUUUUACUCCACCAGUUAACCUUAGCAAAUGGCGGAGCAGAGCUCAAACGUUCGAAUUGCCUCAGGCGCUGGAAAGUGCUCGUGCAAUUCACGAUCAGAUGACAAAGAGAGGUCAGGAGCUCAGAAAUCGAGUUGUCUCUGUCCUCCACCGACACCAGCAUCGAUGCCGGCGCCAGUUAUGCAUUGUGGAGGUCCCACGGGCGCAAAUUGUGCAGUCAGAAAUGGUCCGGCGCCUCAGCCCACUUAUACAACACCGAAGCGGCAGGGACAGUGCAGCCAUUGCAGGGGGAAGCAGGGAAAGAGACGCUGUAGCAUUCAAUGAAAUCGCAGCAGGCGUUUAAGCAG
Drosophila albomicans is the source of this 1277-nucleotide messenger RNA. RefSeq lists its product as uncharacterized. NCBI's taxonomy places the organism in Eukaryota, Metazoa, Arthropoda, Insecta, Diptera, Drosophilidae. The coding region runs from base 138 to 605 and encodes 155 amino acids. The transcript is spliced from 2 exons. The record is from RefSeq and is a predicted model, not a curated record.